This is a messenger RNA of Osmerus eperlanus (European smelt), 2115 nucleotides long. It is a transcript of the gene otx5, whose product is annotated as orthodenticle homolog 5. Gene Ontology annotation, cellular component: nucleus. Gene Ontology annotation, molecular function: RNA polymerase II cis-regulatory region sequence-specific DNA binding; DNA-binding transcription factor activity, RNA polymerase II-specific. Lineage: Eukaryota; Metazoa; Chordata; Actinopteri; Osmeriformes; Osmeridae. The record is from RefSeq and is a predicted model, not a curated record. Bases 629 to 1516 code for a protein of 295 amino acids. Gene Ontology annotation, biological process: regulation of transcription by RNA polymerase II; multicellular organism development. The transcript has 3 exons.
UGGUUCUCUCAGUUCUGCCUUCUCGCCCCAGCUUAUCGCUGCUCAAAGGAGACGUCUCGUCGGCUACACUUCGCAAGACAGGCUCCAGAGUUAAAUUCAGGGAGCCGUAGACUUUACCGGGAGGAAACAGAACGAAGCUCGUCUAAACUAUUUAUUUAUUGAUACCAGUGCGUGCUUCUAAAGCGCACAUUUCGGAUAGAAAACAUUGUCACAUUUAAAACUGUAAUUUUACCACAUUCUGUUUAGUGUGUGGUUGGUUUUGAGUAUCUGUAUGUAACUUAAAAAGAAACCGAAUAUUACUGACAGGCAUCGCAAAAACUGCUGGACACCUGUGCUUGAAACGCCUCGAGCCACAGGUGUGAUUUGAGGAGUGCAGGGCCUUGUAAACCGGUGCCAGUCUAGCCCUAAACCAAGUCAGGUACUUCUAGAGUGGGCGAGACAAAAGAAAAAGAGAAACAACCAAGAGAUAUAAAGCCUAAAAACCAACAAGAGAGAUAGAGAGGGGUUGAAAGAGGCGGAGAGUGAGAGAGAGACACCCCCCCAGAGAGUAGCAGGAAGACCAGUCCCACGGCGUGAGACUAGGAGAGAGAGAGAGAGAGUGAGGGAGCAGUUUAAAGCCGGUGCAGGCAUGAUGUCCUACAUUAAGCAACCACAUUACGCCGUGAACGGGUUAACGCUCUCCGGCCCGGGUAUGGACCUUCUACACUCCGCCGUUGGAUAUCCAAACACCCCGCGGAAGCAGCGUCGGGAGCGCACCACAUUCACUCGAGCGCAGCUGGACAUUCUCGAGGCUCUGUUUGCCAAAACGCGCUACCCGGAUAUAUUCAUGCGCGAGGAGGUGGCCCUCAAGAUCAACCUGCCUGAGUCUCGAGUUCAGGUGUGGUUUAAGAACCGUCGGGCCAAGUGUCGCCAGCAGCAGCAGCAGAGCACGGGCCAGUCUAAACCCCGCCCACCCAAGAAGAAGGCCUCCCCAGCCCGUGAGGCCUCUGCUGAGCCCAAUGCCAACACAAACGGGUCCUACAGCCCAGCGCCCCCGAUCCCCGGCACUGCCAUCACCCCCAGCUCCAGCAGCGCCAGUGCCACCGUGUCCAUCUGGAGCCCUGCGUCAAUCUCCCCCCUGCCUGACCCCCUGUCGGCCUCCUCCACCAACUGCAUGCAGCGCUCCACAGGCUACCCCAUGACCUACACCCAGGCCCCGGCCUACUCCCAGAGCUACGGGGGCUCAUCCUCGUACUUCACGGGCCUGGACUGUAGCUCCUACCUGUCCCCAAUGCAUCCGCAGCUGUCAGCCACUGGGGGUGCCCUCAGCCCCAUCACAGCUUCCUCCAUGGGCGGGCCCCUCAGCCAGUCGCCGGCCUCACUGUCCUCGCAAGGCUACACGGCUGCCUCGCUGGGCUUCGGGGCGGUCGACUGCCUGGACUACAAAGACCAAGCAGCAUCCUGGAAGCUCAACUUCAACACGGCUGAUUGCCUGGACUACAAGGACCAGAACUCCUGGAAGUUCCAGGUCUUGUAGAGGGGAGAGGAAGGGGCAGGGCAAGAUGUUCGGAAAGGGGACAGAAAGGAAAGAGGAGGAGCUUAGAUUUCAUUCAGUUUAAAGAAUUUUGGACUCACCAAGGUUUCAUCGUAACAGUCUAUGAACCCAAUCGUAGACUAGGUAACUUUCCUGCCUGUGUUUGGUUGUUCUGGGGGGAGGUGGCGUGUGGAAAGAUCUGUUGAUGUUUGGGUGUAGUGAUUUGACUGGAGAGGCAAAGACUGUAAGUGUGGCGGAGUCAGUGAUUUAUGAUGUAUUAGACAGCCAGGGGGAAUGUUGUUCUGUGUUAACUAUCAUCCUGGAAAAAAACACAAUCAAGUUACUGAUGUGAAGAAAUGACUCAGCAAGGACCAGGACUCCAUUCCUACCUUGAAACCAAUUGAAAGCAUUGAUAUCUGUACAAUGUGAUUGAACGUGUUGAUCAUUACAAUGGAACCAUGAUAGCAAGGUACCUGUUGCCAGGUCCACUGUUGUUUUCACAAUCAAGGUUUAACAAACGUAACUUCAAACUGUGAUUGACGUGAAGUGUGAAUGACAGUUUUCACAAAUCGGUAGUUAAAAGAGGACUAAAAGAGAAGAAA